AAUCUGUGUGUUUCAGUGGAUAACUACUUUUUUACGUGCUCUGUGGCGUGUGCGUGCUGCGCGCGCGUCUCAGAAAAAUGGCAUCUCAACAGUUUGACGUUGAUUCCAACACUCGCCAAAUUAUAGAAGAAAAGGCCAAAAGGCGAGCAUUUCUUCGCGAAGAGUUUAUAAAACAAAAAACCAACCCCUUCCAACAUGCUUCAGGUGGAGGUGGCACAGUGUUUGAUCCUGCAAUGAUGCGAUACCAGGCUAUGACUGUUAGUGGAUGGGACUACUUCAAACCUUCGGGAAAGAAUGCACUAUAUGGUCUGAUUUUUAUAGUGGCUCCUAUGUUUACAUUUGGCUAUUUCGUACAAAAAAGUAAGGCAGAACAAGAAGCAAAAUAUAGAAGAGGAGAAGUUGCGUACAAAGACCGCAGAUUUAAAUUUAUCUAAUUUUUUGUUUAUUACAUUCUAUUUGUAGUUUGAAUUGUUUAGUACAUACACUUUUGUUGACACUUGCUUUUUAAUUUCAUUGCUAGUAUAUUAAUUACUAUUACGUGAUACUGAAUCUGCAAAGUAGAGGUCGUCCCCUCAACAUCAAGAAUAUUCACUUCAUGGGAGCGACACUUUUUGACAUAAGUCUGUUCUAUUGUGAAGAUAAAGUGAUUUGCUCCUUUUCAUAUUGAUAUAUAUAUAUAUAUAUAUAUUAUUAGGUCACUGUGAAUUUGUGUUUUAGAUGGUGAAACUAUGUUAAUAUCAAUAGUUUUAGCAAGUACAGUGAGUAAAGUCAUAUGACCAGGACCUCAAUGCAUACAUAAUCUAUUUUCCAACGGCUAUGGUACGCACAUAGUGUAGGAAUAAUCAGCAGGAAGGAAGUACAAAUACAUAUUGUAGCGUUUUUCUGGGUUCUUUUGGGUGUGGAUUAAAACACUGGAUUCCACAAAAAGAAAUGCACUAAUUUAUUUAACUUGAUAAAUCAUUUAUAUGCACCACUAUUUAUGUCUGACUAAUUCUUAUGUCACCAUUUACUGUACUAUGCUUCACUCCGCUCUGCUACUCUACCGUAUUCAGUACUCCCUUCCAUCUCCCGGCCGCCGAGUUAUAUAGUCCACAUCGUCGAGUCUAGAAGAAUCGGGAGCCACAUAGCGGCCUUCCCGAAUAGUCGAAGUUGCUUCGCGUCGAUCUAGAUGGCGAUCCGCCGCCAGGUGGCUGGUGCGGUCGUGAUUCGCGUAAAAGCAGAGAUCGGCCAUGAAGCUCUAGCGAGUAGGAGACUCGACCAACAGAUGGCACCGACAGUAUGAUUCGGCACAAUAUCAAAACUGGCGUCAUGCAGGUUAACCUUCCCACGCAACAUUAUCAUCACUUCAUAAAAGAUUAUGUCUGGAAUUAGUUAGCCCUUCUUGGAAAAAUAUAUAACAAAGUUUUCUGGCCAAGCCCCUUAAAAGUUAAAUAUUUAGCAUAGUUUUGGCAAUAUUUAAGAUUCUCAAGACAUUUGCUACCCCCUGCUCUCCAAAAAAUGUUUGAUGGCUGAUACAUAAUCAAUUAUGGUGGCGCAUGACAUAAAUGGUGAACUUUUGGCGUAUUUUUCAAGCCUCAUCCCGCUAAAUUAUUCCAUUGCAGUAAGAAUAAUUUACGUCAAAGUUUGAAGUAAUUCGGGUAACCCGUGUCACAUUGAUUGGUCCCAUGGGUCACAGUGAUGAGCAGUUUUAGUUUGAACCAAUCUCAAUUAGGUCAGGCAAUCGAUUUAUACUUGUUUCGGAAGGCAGAACACAACAGAGAAUAAUGUUUUCAUAUAAUUGAUGAUUUUCGCCUCUUAGACUAUUUUUAUAGCUGUAAAAGUGUAGUGUAAUUUUCGAUAUGAUGCAUUUAUCGUAUGCAUAUAAUGCAAAUUUGAUUCAUCAUAGAAUAGUAGUAAUUCUUUCAUUAUUCUAGAAGAAACGAGUUGGCAAGUUUUUGUUGACAACCAUACAAUGUUGAGAAGCUUAGGUCACUUGACCAAACUAGAUCGAAAUUAAUUACCCUGCUGACCGUAAAUGCUUUCAUCGAGUAUGAAGCAGUAGGCCUUAUCAUAAAUUGAUUCGUGACUAUUUUAUGCGAAAAAGAACGACUUAGGAAAUAUAUUCUUAAAGUUUUACUACUAUUGCCUAUAAGUUAGAAAAGUAUCAAGCAUAUAAUUUUACAAAACAAGUAACAAAGCCUAAUAGCAAUGAAUAUUCAGUCGGAAUUCUAUAUAGACUAUUGCUGACGCUCCUAGAUACCGAUUUUUGCAUUGUCUGUUUUAUUAAAAAGUUCCGAUUCAGAUGUGUGCACAACUAAUAUAACAGAAUGUUACCACUAAUAUUAGAUAUCCCAAGGUAAUGCAAAUGGCAAUAAUAGCUCACACCUCUGAUACCAACAUUUAUACUGAUUAUAGUCUGUAUGAUAUCGUGUUUGACGAGUAUGUAAUAUUACAGGUAAUAUACUGUGUAAGCUUGAGUAAUGGAAAAGCGUUAACACAAGUUUGUUUUCCAUAGACCAAUAAGAUGCGUUAAUUCUUUCUCGGGCAUCCAAAUCGGUAUAUCCAAAAGACUGGUAAGUCUAUAAACUUGCUAAGUGCUAGGAUUAUGGCUGAAUAAAGUAGUUUCUGUUUUUUUUGCAGUAAUCCUCCUAUGCAGAAGAUAUCUUAACCAGAAGCUUGCAAAACUAAAUAAUUUAAGAUAAAAACAAUUCUCUUUCAUAUUGAUCAAUGUAAAAAGUCGUUCUGAAACAUAAAGAUUUGAAUAUGUCACGUCCAUAAUGUGGUUUAUCAAGGACACUUGAUGUAGUGUGACGCGGACACAUUGUGUGACUUAACAUGAUUUAUAAAGUAGGAUUUUUUUUAUUAUCACAGAUAGGUGGGUGCUGCAAGUAGCAAAUGAAAAUUCGCAAUAUUGGUUUUAACAUUAUAAAACAUAUUUAUGGCAAAAAUUAACGUACUUUGCCUCUGGGGCACACUGUGCGGUCGAAAAUUUUGAAAUAGUUUACUUAUCACUACAAUGAAUAUUCGAAAUUGCAUAUAUUUUAUUUAUAUCAAUGCGUGGGAAGUGUUAAUGCAAUCUGCUUGACUCUUCUUUUUACUUUUGCCCCAUUUUUUAGAACUUAGUUCCUGUUGAAAAUAUAGGUUAUUCGUAUAUGAUUUAUCUAUUGUUCUUAUGAGAUUGAGAAAAGUUUUUUCUUCA
Molecule: messenger RNA, 3178 nt
Organism: Acanthoscelides obtectus
Lineage: Eukaryota; Metazoa; Arthropoda; Insecta; Coleoptera; Chrysomelidae
Source: the annotation of a GenBank genome assembly